CGCGCCAGCAACCGGUUGUCCGACUCGACGCUACGCAUCAGUGACGUGUUUCCCCAAGCGUGUGCCUGUGUCAGUUCAAGGAUACCGUCGAGUGUCUAGCCGUUCAACGUUCAACUUCACCGUCUCAACAACUCAACAGCCAGCCAGUCAGCCAGCCAGCCAUGGCCGUCAGCCGAUUAUCCAUUGUGAAGUUCUUGGAGCUGGCCCUGGCCAUCACCUGCGUGGUGCUGCACUACAAAAGUCUCGGCGAGCGCGAUGACAUCACGAAGCUGCUGACGGCCGGCACGUUCGUUGGCUACAGCGUCAUCCUGAUCGCACUGUUCGCGGGGUAUCUGCUGAGCAACCCGCUCAACAAGAAGCUGGACCUGUUCUUCAGUCUGAUCGGCUGCGCGAUGUUCAUCGCGUCCGGCGUGCUGAUCCUGAAGGAGUGGGAGAACGCGUGGAGCACCGACACGAAGAAGAUCGCCAUCACCAAGGGCUCGCUCGCCAUCACGAACGGGGUGCUGUUCUUCUUCGACGCCAUCUUCACGCUGCGCGACUAAUCUCAUUGACAACGCCAAUCUUGCGGUGUCACUCACGUCACAGUAAUCUCAUCACCGUCGAUCCUCUCCGUGAUCUAUCUCAUGUAAGCGUAUUUCAUUUGAUCGCCUUUGGCACACGGGAACAGCGGGCGGCCCUUCCCCGCCACCGGAAGUGCGUGCGACAGAAGGAGGCUCUGGUUAUAACACAAACACUAUAUACUCCACUAUACUAUAUUAUUCGCGCCGCCGGAAGCGCGGUUUACUCGUUUUAUUUUUUUUAUUUUGUUUUCUACAAAUAUACUGUGUACCGUUUACCCCGUG
Messenger RNA from Anopheles bellator, 842 nucleotides. RefSeq lists its product as uncharacterized. The record is from RefSeq and is a predicted model, not a curated record. Lineage: Eukaryota; Metazoa; Arthropoda; Insecta; Diptera; Culicidae. Bases 162 to 542 code for a protein of 126 amino acids. Gene Ontology annotation, biological process: septate junction assembly. The transcript is spliced from 3 exons.